GACGUAGCAGCGAACAAGUGCUGUAACUAAAGUGAGUUGUACAUGUGAUGGCGAGAUGACUCUGGGGACUCCAGUGAUCCUCUCAGCGAUACACAUUCUUACGAAACCUCUUGAAGCGUCUGCACAUGAUGCUCAGUCCUCACACCAAGAGGCUCUCCUGGCAGUGCUGCGGGCCAACAGGGCCCUUCUUCAUGAGCGGCUCCAGAGCGACAGCGUCUUUGAGGAGGUGAGGCGGCUCCGGGAGGAUGUGAUGGCGGCGGCGGGCUGGUUCGACAGCGACACGGAGGACGCCGCCUGGGGUUUUGUCCAGGAGUGUUUCCUCCUGCUCCUCACCUUAGUGCGGCACCUGUCAGCGGAACUCGAGCUUUUCCAGCACACCCCCGCUCCGUCUGCAUCGAGGCAGCGCACCCCGGAGAUGGCGCCACGUUUACCUCCCGAUGUCCUCGGCGUCGGGCAGCAGCAGACACUUGGAGCGGCCCUUCAGUUUGUGGUUUCUCUGGGGCUCUGCCCGUACCUGGCCACUGGAGUCGGUGUGCCACUGGGUCGCAGGUCAGCGUUCGGGGCCAUGGUGGACAAACUUAUCCGCGGCGGGCCAGCGCCAGCGGCUGGACGCCGGCUUUUCACCACCACAACCGUUCUAUUGCAGUUGGCGGAGCUGUCGUCGCUCGCCACAUUGGUGUUCACGCGGCACCUGGGAGACGUGUUGGCAGCGUUGUGCCAGCUCGGCUACCAGCCGUGCCGCACAGAGAGAAGCGGCACACAGGAGAGGAAGGAGCUCAGUGCUGAGGAAUGUCAAACUUGCAAGGAGGCGCUCAAAAGUCUUGUAGGAAAAGUCUACCAGCCAAUGAUGAUCAAGGAGCUGCUGAUCCUCCAAGGUGGACCCAAACAGUCCGGUGCAGGGGGAAGCUCCCGUGGUCCCAGCAGCAGGCCAGCCUCGGGAUCAGCUCCCACCUGGCUGAAGCGUCUGUGUGGUCAGCUGCUGUCUCAGCUCCUGAUGCAGCCGAAGGGUGUCCAGGCUGUAGUCAGAGCCAUCUUGGAGGGAGGAACAGGGGGCGACUCCGACUGGAGGAAAUGUGACUGUGUGGCCAGGAUCCUGGUGACCUGCCCUCAACAGUCUGCCUCAGCAGAUACCUACUACAGACAAGUCUGUCAUCAGAUCCUGGACCUCCUGCACUUCAAGGACAAGCUGACAGCCCAGCAGCACCAGCGUGUGGCCACCAGGGCGGUUCUGUUCAUGGUGCAGGGGAAGCCCGGCAUGGCCCAGCAGUACCUGCUCACUCCUCUGCUCCGACCGCUCCACUACUGCACCGCGGCUCCCAACGAGGGUCAUUUCCAAGCUGCCGUGGAGGAGUGGGAGCUCACGCGUUGCAUGGAUGACGUGUACAAGAUCUGGGUGGUCGGAAACAGUCCGUCAGCUCCUCUUCUCGAAGCUCUGGACCCGGUUCUCCCGGUGAUGUUCUCCCUCUUCUGUUUCACCAAGCAGAACGUCUCCCACCUCCGCGCCCCCUGUCAGGAGAUCUUGCUCUGGUACCUGAGGCACGCGGAGACGCCUGCGGCGCUCUCGGCACUGCAGCGGCUGUCGGGUCUGCGGGGACAGGAGAACGACGUGGCGGCAGACGUCCAUUUCACCCCGGGCAGCGACGGCGGAGCCCGACUGAGCCCCAGGGAGAGAUGCAGUGAAGAGGACGAUGCUCUCUAUGAGAAGCUGUCCGGGGAGCAGUGGAGGCUGGAGUGUCUUAUCCAUCUGUUGGCUGAGCUCAAAGACUGUGACCUGCCUGGAGACUUCUUCCUCGACCUGCUGCAGGAGCUGGCCGGCUGGGCCGCAGCAACAGAUGAAGACGAGGAAGACGAACCGGAGCUGUGCGUGUCAACGAUGACGCUCCUGGAGGUGGAGCGGCGGCUGCUCGCUCCAUCCUCGAGGCGAGGCCAGAGGCUCGCUCUGCUUCAGGUGUUGGCCGUCAUGGUGGAUUGUCUGCCGCAUACGGUGCUGCUGAGGAGGACCUCUCAGAUAGUGGACUUCUUGAUGUCCAUGCUCCAGAGGGCCCUCGUGGGUCUGGAUCAGGCCCCUGGUCCAAAUCUGGGAAACCCAGUAGAGAGCGAAACGCUGCGUAUGGGGAUGGGAGUUGUGGCUACUCUGCUGUCUGGACCUGAGAUCAGUGCAGAGGACUACUCUUCAAUGUCGAGACUGCUCCCACCACUGGAGUCGCUGUCUCAGAAGCAUCGUGACGUGGUCAUCCAGGAGCUGGCCACUGACCUCAGAGCUGUCAUUGCCUCUCACGGCGCCUACCGGCCUGAGGACUUCCCCGCUGUCGCGCCGCCCUCCGGAAACCCCGAGACGACAGUCAAGAACAACGGCGUGCCUUCGAGGGAAAAGCCGGAUAUGCAAACCGAAGCCAACGCCUCAGCGAUAAGUCCUCCAUCAUCCCGACCAGACGGUAAUUCGCCUAGCAACAGACAUCCAGCGUCCUCUGGAAGGUCUGCAGCGAGGCUCAGUCCAAAAGCUGGAACCUCUGGCACCAGGAGCCUAAACCCUCCGACCAAGCCCUUGUCUGAUUGGCUGCUCGAGGCCUGUGACCCGGAGGUGCCAACUAGAGCGUACGCCCUGAGGGUCCUGACCCAGAUGGUGCAGAACAAAAACCCAGAGGCGGUCCAGGCCCAGGAAAAGGUCCUUGUGCUCUUUUUAGAAAACCUCGAGCAUGACGACUCAUUCGUCUACCUGUCGGCCAUUCAAGGUCUGUUUGCAUUGGCGGAUUCAUACCCCGAGAGGAUUCUGGAACUGCUCCUGAAGGACUUCCAACAUGGACCGUCCCUCCCCACAUCCAACACGGAGCGCUCCCUGGAAUCUCGCCUCAAAGUGGGAGAAGUCCUGAUGAGGGCGAGCAGGGCUAUGGGAGAACUGGCGGCCCACCUUGGCCGUCCUCUGAUCGUGGUCUUCCUGCGAGGAACCAGGGACCCGGACCAAAGUGUCCGGGCCAGCAGUCUGUCCAAUCUGGGGGAGCUCUGUCAGAAACUGGACUACACCCUGGGACCGCUGGCCCAAGAGCUCAGCUCGUGUCUGACUGCCCUGAUCAAGACGGAGAAGGAGGCCGAGGUGAGGAGAGCUGCCGUCCACGUCAUCACCCUGCUGCUCCGAGGCCUCGGCGACAAAACCACCCAGGUUCUCGGUGAUGUUCUGUUGGACCUGUACCGAGCUCUAAAGUGGGUGGUCCGCUCGGACCCGGAUGACGUUGCCGUGCUCCACGCCCAGCUGGCUCUGGAGGAGAUUGAUGACGUCAUGAGGAAGUUCAUCUUCCCGGAGCAGAAGCUGGAGAAGAAGAUUGUUGUCCUGCCAUAGACUUUAUGGACCGGUUCUGCCUCCAUGUGAUGUGGACUUUAUGGUAGCGCUGGACGUUUCAGAGCUACGGGACAACACCGCUGUGACAGCACUGUCUUUCCUUAAAAAGAAAAGAACAGUAACCGUAUCUACCGUCAUGUUCUGCUGUACAACUAAUAGUCCACUACCAAAAUAAAAAAUAUUGCUCUGAAUUUGAA
Pseudoliparis swirei is the source of this 3531-nucleotide messenger RNA. RefSeq names its product transport and golgi organization 6 homolog (Drosophila) (gene tango6). Gene Ontology annotation, biological process: protein secretion. NCBI's taxonomy places the organism in Eukaryota, Metazoa, Chordata, Actinopteri, Perciformes, Liparidae. The record is from RefSeq and is a predicted model, not a curated record. Bases 56 to 3334 code for a protein of 1092 amino acids. The transcript is spliced from 18 exons.